AUGACCUCUGAAGUUACCUCAACAACUUCUAUCAUCGCAGAAGAUGCGUGGAAGUCCCUCGUCGAGCGCAGUAUCAACGAAUGGAAUUCGCCAAGUGGAAACAUGCAUGACUUCGCGAUGGGAUUUCUGCAGAAUUACAAAAGCCUAGACGAUUUUCUACGCAGUCCACGGGAACUCCCGCUCUUUUGGUUCUUUCAAAGGAGAGAAGCCUUUCUUUCGCAACAGACAUUCACGAAAUGGAACAGAGAUCGGCUCGAGGACUAUGUUCUUCUUCCUGCCCUCAACAACUUCGUCAUGCGAUCAGAGUGUUUCUUCGUCAGUCACUUUUGGACCACGAGCAACGACCCGGAUCCUGAUGGCUCUUGUCUGCGUCUUCAUCAGAAAGAGCUUGGGGUUCAGAGUUGGUCGCACAUCUGGGUCGAUUGGACCUGUCUGCCUCAGUACCCCCGGACCGAGAGUGAAGAGGAAUACUUCCUGCGAGGGCUGGAAACAAUGCCUGGAAUCAUUCGCAACUGCGGUUUCUCGUGGUUCUAUCCCGGGUUUGAGCCGCGCCUUUGGAUCCUGUAUGAAAUUGCAGAGUAUACCCUGACCUGUGAUGGGGGUAUCGAGGAGUUUGAGGAUAAUCAGGAGUUUGUGAAGCACAUUCAAGAAAUGCAGGAAACUAGCGUUCCAUCGGUGUUGCGCAAGUACGGAUACAGGUGUAGCGACGAGCGAGACAAAGACUACUUGACGUCGUGUUUGGAGAUUCUCGUUUACUUGAUACGGUUCGGCAUAGACAUGGGCGAGGUCAGAAGACUAAUGUCUCACGUCUUGUGGUUUUCUUUCACUCCGGAUAUAAUGUACCAGAGUCACCUUGGACUUGUGCAAAUUUGGAGGUUCGAAGGGGCGCUGGAAUUUCAAGGCCAACGUUACGAGUUUACACCAUUCCCCAAAUGGGGAGAGGGCAAAUACUCCGCCAAUGCAAGGCGGUUGGGAGAUAUGGAACCUCCCAGCUAG
Molecule: messenger RNA, 996 nt
Organism: Colletotrichum tamarilloi
Lineage: Eukaryota; Fungi; Ascomycota; Sordariomycetes; Glomerellales; Glomerellaceae
Exons: 2
Coding region: 1-996 (331 amino acids)
Source: RefSeq, a predicted model, not a curated record